This is a messenger RNA of Cokeromyces recurvatus, 559 nucleotides long. RefSeq lists its product as uncharacterized. The transcript has a single exon. Bases 104 to 460 code for a protein of 118 amino acids. The record is from RefSeq and is a predicted model, not a curated record. Lineage: Eukaryota; Fungi; Mucoromycota; Mucoromycetes; Mucorales; Mucoraceae.
CUUUCUUUCUUAAAAUUGUAGUAUAAUGAAUCAAGUUAUUUCACUCAUUUCGUAGUUACAUAUUCAUAUAAUAAACUUGUAAUAGCUUGCAUUCGUAAAUGCAAUGUACCUAAUAAGUAAAUAUUUGUUAGAUUCUACACUUGUAAAGAAUUAUAUAGGAGGAAUUAUUAUAUAUAUGAAUAUGUACAUUUUUUUUUCAAAAAAUAAAAAUAAAAAUAAAAAUAAAAAUAAAAAUAAAAAUAAAAUUAAAAAAGUUACUUGUGUAAUUAAAAACAACAGUUAUUUCUCCCUCCCUCCUCCCUCCCUUCCCCCACUCCCACUCUUUUAUAGAUACGCUUUUUUUUAUUAUUAUUAUUGUUUAUCAUUCAAAUCUUAUCUAUUAUUUGUGACAUGUAGCAGCAGCAGCAGCAGCAGCCUCAUUAUACAGAAUUUUGAUAAAAGUUAUUUAUUUUUCAUUUAACACAUAUGCCAAUGUUAAUGUAUUUAGUACAAUUUGAAGGCAUCACAGGAUACCCCUUACUUUGCCAAGAAAAAAAAAUAUAUAUUUAUAUAGUAAAGU